AGAGAUGUUUGCGCAACCUCAGUGUAUCGCAAGUGUGUACCAGUUCCCCCCUCCUCAUUUCAAUGUAAGAUGGUGGCAAGAAGCAACUAGCUACCAAAAGAAGUAACCUAGCCAGAAAGCUACCUAACUUAGAAAUAUUUCGUAUAACCCUAUCUCUAUCAUAUCUGCAACUAUAGAAUUUCUAGGUAGACUACUAGGUAAUCGAAGAGAAAUUCCAUUGUGUUCCGUACACACAUCUAACGAUAUCUGACACUUGAGCAAUUUCCGCCUAAAUUGGUGUGAAUAUUGUUUGGAGUGGAAUCCUUGCAAUCAGGACUACAUACGGAGUAUGAAAGCAUACGGGGGUUGUCUCUUAAGGAAGAGCUGUGGGCAUGUGUCUCCAUGAUCCCACUGAGAGCCACCAGUGAUCACUGUGCUGUAGGAUGUCUCGCAGCCCAGACGUCAAAGAGGACCCCAUGGAGUGCCCACUGUGCAUGGAGCCCUUGGAGAUCGAUGACGUCAACUUUUUCCCCUGCACCUGCGGCUACCAGAUCUGCCGCUUCUGCUGGCAUCGCAUCCGCACAGAUGAGAACGGCCUCUGUCCCGCUUGCAGAAAGCCCUACCCAGAGGACCCAGCUGUUUACAAGCCCCUUUCACAGGAAGAGAUCCAGAGGAUAAAGAACGAGAAGAAGCAGAAGCAGAACGAGAAGAAGCAGAAGGUCACGGAGAACCGCAAGCACCUGGCCAGCGUGCGCGUGGUCCAGCGGAACCUUGUGUUCGUGGUUGGGCUGUCUCAAAGGCUCGCCGACCCAGAGGUUCUUAAAAGACCAGAGUACUUUGGCAAGUUUGGCAAAAUCCAUAAAGUAGUCAUCAAUAACAGCACAUCGUAUGCAGGUUCACAGGGUCCAAGUGCCAGUGCGUAUGUCACGUACCUCCGCUCAGAGGAUGCCCUGAGAGCAAUACAGUGUGUCAACAAUGUUGUUGUGGAUGGUAGAACUCUAAAGGCUUCCUUAGGUACAACAAAAUACUGCAGUUACUUUUUGAAAAGUAUGCAGUGUCCCAAGCCAGACUGCAUGUAUUUACAUGAACUGGGAGAUGAAGCAGCUAGUUUUACAAAAGAGGAGAUGCAGGCGGGAAAGCACCAAGAAUAUGAACAAAAACUACUCCAAGAUCUCUACAAAUCAAAUCCCACUUUCCUACAACCUUCAACAUGUGGCAGUGAAAAGUCGAAAGGAAAAUCCAGCUCCUCCCAAAGACCUGGCAGCACCAACAAAGAUGGCUGGCCCGUGCUACAAGGCUGUGGUAAGGCAGUCAAUGGUCUACCCACAGAGCACCGUAAAACGCCUCCCGUCUUAGACUGUGGCUCAGACUCCGACCACAUGACCCCAGACGGGCCAGACUCUGAGGAGCUGUGUCCAGAUCAGGGCAUCUCGCCUUUCCCCUCAGCAUUAGACCCCUCCAGUUCCAUUGAUAAACCUCCAGAAUCAAACAGUAUCACAGAGAAUGGAGAGGCUACCCCACAGACAAUGCUCUCGUCUCUCGUUCACCGCUCCUCGGUUCAUCAGCUCCCCAACAGUGACCCCCCCUCGCCUCCCCCUGGCCUGACCAAGCCCAGUCUAGUGGUGCCCAUCAGUGUGGCCGAUCUCACAGCACGCUCGCCGUUUGAGGGGGCGGCCGCCGAGUCGCGCUCGCUCUUCUCCGACAACAGCAACUUCCGGCACCCCAACCCUCUCCCGAGCAGCCUGCCCUCUGGCCCCUGCUCACCUCAGGGCGGGUCCGACUGGCCCAUGACCCCCGAACCACAGAGCCUCUUCACCUCAGACACCAUUCCUGUGUCUUCGUCAACGGACUGGCAGGCGGCCUUCGGCUUCGGCUCCUCAGCCAAGCAGCAGCAGCAGGACGACGACCUGGGCUUCGACCCCUUCGACGUGACGCGCAAGGCCCUGGCCGACCUCAUUGAGAAGGAGCUGUCCGUGCAGGAGCUUCCCUACUCUUCCUCCUCCUCCUCCUCCUCCUCCUCCGCACUCUCCCCCGGCCUGUUCCACACACACGCCCACCUGUACCGCUCCAGCCUGGCGCAGCGCUUCGGCCACCUGCACCAGCGCGCCCCGCUCAACGGCCACCUGGGCCCAGCGCCCGUCCAGACCACUGCCCGCCACCCCUGGAUGGGGGCGUCCACGCGCAAUAACCUGGCACACUUGAACCACACAGCUGUGCACAGCAGCUUCUUGGACUUGAAUUUGCCAGUGCAGGAGCAGCAUCACCCUCACAACACCGGCCUCGGGGGCAUUCCCAUAUCAGACAGCAAUGGCUCUAUAGAGAGCCUCAACGUCAAAGAGUGGCAGGAUGGCUUGCGAGCGCUCCUACCAAAUAUCAACAUCAACUUCGGGGGCCUCCCCAGCUCUACCUCCUCCUCCUCCUCCUCCUCCUCCUCCUCCUCCUCCAGCGUAAACCACAUGGGGGGGCCCGGCGGCCCCCCAGCAGGGCUCUCGCACAGCCUCAGCUGGGACGCAACGGCCAGCUGGAUGGACCCGGCCAUCAUCACAGGGAUCCCCGCCACCGCAGGCAACAGUCUGGACUGUCUCCAGGACGACAAUCCGCCACACUGGCUGAAGUCCCUGCAGGCGCUAACAGAGAUGGAGGCCCCGGCCAGCACAGCCCCCCCCCCUCAGCAGCAGCAGCCCCUCCCACAGCACCACGUGGGGCUGCUGGACACACACCUGUCCUCUCUGCACAGAUCCGGCUGGGCGUCCUACCUGCCCCCCCCCUCCAGCGCCACCCCCAGCCACUACCACUCGCCUCCGCCCGGCUUUCAGACCGCCUUCAGACCCCCCGGCCAGACCGCCACGCCAGACAUGCUACAGACCGCCGCCAUGGACCGCCACUAGGGACACACCCAUCACUCCCACACACAUGCACACGCACACACACACACACACACACACACACACACACACAAACAAAAACACACAUAUUCAACCAUGAGAACUCAAGGCCAAACUUGUAACACUGAUUAACAAGAUGAUUAUCUGAUGAUUUGUUCUCCCUCCCUCCCUUCCUUCAUCCCUCUCUCCAUCCCUCUCUCCCUCUCUCCCUCCCUCUGACGGCCUGUUUGUUGGGAACUCAUUUUUUGUUUUGCUUUUUGCUUUUGUUUGUUCAGUGGGUUUUGUUUCGUGGCUCACACGUCAUCAAUAUUCCAGUGGCCCCAACAAGCAUCCAACCGUAGUCAAGUGACCACAUGUAUCUAUUGCAGCGUCCACCUCAGGGUGGGUAAGGCAGGAGUGGGGGUCACCUCAGGGUGAGCUCAUGGGGGCAAGGCAGGAGUGGGGGUCUGACCGUCAUCAUCAUACCUCUUUCAGUUCGCUAGCUAAGCGAGUAACGAGUUAAUUACAUAAUAGUGCACAGAUGACUUGUUGAGGUAUUGCGAACGGAAUAGCCCCACAGAACAGCAACGGGUUGGGAGGUGGAGGGAGUAGGCCCUGACUUGACCUGACAGCUCGCAUUCUUACUGUGAUUCUUGCCCACCUGCUGGUCAGUGUCCCUCACUGCUUCAGUGUGUGCAUCCAAGCAAUCAGAGAUGUGGUCAAGGAAGGUAGAGUGGCGAUGACGUGCAGAUGCUGCACUACUGGUACUUGUGGCCCGCGUGGUCGGUGUGCCACCGGUUAGAGCCGCGAAUGACCUCGUGGGCAAGGUCAUGGAAAGUCCAAAAAAGGUCACGGUGUCCCACCACGGUUAGCCGACAGGCUCGUCCACCUAAGGGCUGACGCAAAGCCAGAUCUCUGCAUCAGAGGGAGGCGUGCUGCCGAGCCGGGCGGAGGAUGGGAGGCCUUCUCCAUCCAGAGUCCAGGCGCUGUAGGCGGAGGCGUGACCUUAGUUGGGUUUGGAGGCUGAGAGCGCCACCAUGUGGCACAUGUCAUUGCUGCCCCUCAAGCAAUUCAGAAAGAAAACAAAAAAAAGCUGCUUUAAUAACCGUAGAGCCAUUGAGUUGGGAGUUGAGGGCAUGGCUGCAUGUGUUGAAUGCGUCUGUUAGAUUUGGCACAGAACAGCACUGCAAGGCCUUAAAAGUGUGUCAGUAGAGCAAAGAACAAGUGUGGAUGCCGAGUGAUGCGUAGUUAUAUGACUUUGACAUUGAAAAGGAAGAAAGGAAAAAAAGAUCCGAGUAAACGCUUAAGGUAGUGAGUGUGUAUUGAAAGACUGAUGCAAGACCACAACAAAAAUGGCCGCUCUCGGGAGCCCUGAAUCACUUCCUCUCCUUCUCAGCUGAUUUCCUUUUUCUUUUUAACCGUCUCUAUCCGUAUCAAGCCGGGCCGGACUAAUCAGUGUUCACCAGAACAAGUCAUGAGGCUGGGGAGGCCAGUGCAACCUUGAGUUUGAACGUGCUGCUGAGAGAAACACAUCUAACACAACAAAAACAAAGAGCUUAAAAGAACUGACCCCUUUUCUGAAGGUCGUGAAAAGAAACAGAAUAUUAAAUAAAACAAAGAACUCUGA
Molecule: messenger RNA, 4470 nt
Organism: Alosa sapidissima (American shad)
Lineage: Eukaryota; Metazoa; Chordata; Actinopteri; Clupeiformes; Clupeidae
Gene: cnot4a
Product: CCR4-NOT transcription complex, subunit 4a
Exons: 14
Coding region: 423-2867 (814 amino acids)
Biological process (GO): protein ubiquitination
Cellular component (GO): CCR4-NOT complex
Molecular function (GO): RNA binding; ubiquitin-protein transferase activity; metal ion binding
Source: RefSeq, a predicted model, not a curated record